AUGGCCAUGGCCUUUGUGCAGCGAUUGCGGCCGCUGCGCCAGUUGCACAGUGUCACACAGAUGUCUUGGCGGCUCCGUUCUGUGGCCUCUCUUGGUUCCACGGAGAGGCUGUCCCAGAGCAUUGCCGUCCUCAGGCACCCCCCAAGCCACAUGGAGUUGCCGGCAAACCUGCGCGAGUUGACCUUCAAUGCAUCAGAAUCACGCCUGCUGUGUGACUGUAUUCUACCAGGUCCCCAGCUUGGAUUCACGGCCGAGGAACCUGUGCAGAAACCAGUCAUGCAGGCCUUGAACACAAGAAAGGAUUUCCGCCGGUGGAAGCGCCGGCGGAAGCAAGACGGUGGCAGGAACCGCCACUUCCGCUUGAAGUACGGCUGA
Symbiodinium natans is the source of this 375-nucleotide messenger RNA. The record is from the annotation of a GenBank genome assembly. Lineage: Eukaryota; Dinophyceae; Suessiales; Symbiodiniaceae.